AGGGCAGUAGUGUCGGUGGCGUAAGUGUAAGUAAAAACCAGCAGCCUCUUCAUAGAGUUUUAGCAGAGCAUAUGCUUCUCUCUAUCUGAGCUCUCUUUCUUCUCUUUGUACUCAUUUAUUAUCCAAAUUGCUAUUGCUGCUCCUGUUUCAGGGCCUGUGAGUUUAUUUUGCAGAGAAAGAGGAGAGGAAAAUGGGUUUAGAUUUAAGGCAAGUGGUGGCUGGUGUGCUCACCCUCACCAUGUUUGUCAUGCUUGGUAACAUGAUUAAGAGAGAACACUUUGAUUCUCUUCAUGAAAAACUCCCAGGAGAAGAUCAGGAUGCUCAGUUUGAAAGUUCAAGACUCAUAGAGCAGGAUGGCCUUGUUAGGCUUGCCAAGAGAAGCAAAGGGCCUUGGAUUCGCGAUGGUGAACUCCUAAAACCCUGUUGGACCAAGACAGCAUUGGAUGAGGUAGAACAGUCCAAAGGAUUUGUUACUUUCUCCUUGACUAAUGGUCCCGAAUACCAUGUCUCACAGAUUGCCGAUGCUGUUGUAGUGGCAAGAUAUCUUGGAGCAACUCUUGUGGUCCCUGACAUUAGAGGAAGCAACCCAGGGGAUAAAUGGAACUUUGAAGAUAUUUAUGAUGCUGAGAAGUUCGUGAAAAGCCUGGACGGUGUUGUCAAAGUGGCAAAAGAAUUACCUAGUGAUAUUUCCAUCAGAAAUCUUGCUGUUGUGAAGGUUCCCAAUCGAGUCACUGAAGACCACAUUGUAGAGAAUGUAGAACCAGUAUUCAAAGAGAAGAACCACAUAAGGUUGGCUACCUACUUUCCCACAGUAAAUAUGAGGAAAACUGCACAAAAGAGUACCAUUGAUACAGUUGCAUGUAUGGCGAUGUUUGGAACCUUGGAGUUGCAAUCAGAGGUUAGUGAAGUUGUUGAUUCAAUGAUUGAACGGCUUAGAACUUUGAGCCGCAAGUCAGAUGGCAAGUUUAUAGCAGUAGACUUGAGGGUUGAGAUACUGGAAAAUAAGAAUUGUCAUGGAAGUGGUGCUUCUGGAACAAAAAGUUGUUACAAUGCGCAGGAGAUUGCUCUAUUUUUGAGGAAGGUUGGCUUUGACAAGGAUACAACUAUCUAUGUGACUCAAUCAAGAUGGGAUGAUAGCCUUGAUAUCCUGAAGGAUAUCUUUCCUAAAACAUAUACAAAGGAAAGCAUAUUGCCUGCAGAUAAAAAGUCCAAGUUCCUUGAUUCAGAAAAUUCAGAACUUGAAAAGGUUAUUGACUUCUACAUGUGUUCUCAGAGUGACAUUUUUGUACCAGCCAUCUCUGGCCUGUUUUAUGCCAAUGUAGCUGGAAAAAGAAUAGCUUCAGGGAAGGAUCAAAUCAUUGUUCCGGCUGAUAUCUCUGGUACCUCUGUCCGAAUCACCAAUUACAUCUCUCCUUAUGUUGCAAAGAAGAACCACUUGGCUUAUUCAUGUUUUUGCUGAUCCCCCCUGCCCCCCUCCCUCUCUUUGAAUGAACUUUGAAAAGAGUGUUGGAGUCAAUUCCUUGUCCUGGCCUUUAUGAGGUUUAUUGUUCCUCCCCAUUUACCUCUGUCAAGUCAUUUUGGGCAAGUAAAUGGACAGGUAAAAUUUGGUUGCUCAUACUUAUUUGGAUGUGAAGUAUCCUAGAAUCUAGAUAAAGCUUGUUUAAGAUGAUCUUUUUAAGAUAUUCUUCAAUAGGGGUAUAAAUGUUAUAGCUUUCAGUCAAUAUGUUGUCUGUUGUGAGGCAAGACUUUGUUCUUAUAAAAUUGUUCAUUGUCAAAGUGUGCACAUUUUUAUGAUUGGGUGAAUAACAAAAUUAUCUGUAGUCAGGGACGAUAUAAUCUGU
Molecule: messenger RNA, 1841 nt
Organism: Rubroshorea leprosula
Lineage: Eukaryota; Viridiplantae; Streptophyta; Magnoliopsida; Malvales; Dipterocarpaceae
Source: the annotation of a GenBank genome assembly